Messenger RNA from Seminavis robusta, 1485 nucleotides. The record is from the annotation of a GenBank genome assembly. NCBI's taxonomy places the organism in Eukaryota, Bacillariophyta, Bacillariophyceae, Naviculales, Naviculaceae.
GUAAAAAGCUGAUUGGGUGGUGGUUUGCGUCGACCUACGUGUGGCGUUGGUGAGUCGCCUGUGGCUUUCACACAUCUCGAACAUGUCACGCCCCAUGUAUCUUAUCAAGAAGCUGUGGAUCUGUACGAUCUGUACGCAGAGAUGUUUAGUCACACGAAGAGUUGGCUUGACUUUCGGAGUGAUCUGAUGGAUAUCAGCUGGUUAGCCAAGGCGAAAGCGGACCUGGAUGGCGAUUCUGCCAUGGCGGAUGCGGGUGCGGUUGACGAGAGCGACGAAUUCCACGUUGGCAUUAUCAUGGGUGCCUUUUGGUUCUUGGUGGCUAGAUGCCAUAGAUCGAACUACUCCGAAGACUUCGUGCGAUCUGAUUUACGGUCAACAUUGUUUUUCGAUCAACUUGCUCGCUGCUACCUGGAGACGACAAUGUUGCCGGGGGACGAUGGCAGAGAAAUCAUUCUUCAGAAGUUGCUCGUGGCCGACAGCGAGAAUCCCGAGCAAGUGCCUCCCGCACAUCCGGCGUUCCCAUUCGUUCGGAGAGGCAUCUUUAAUUUAUACGGGGGCUUUGCCUGUCUCGCGGCGCACUGGUACUACAACAGUUUCAACUUUCCUAAUCGACCACUGACACAUCCAGAUUCACUGGACGAGCUGGUGAUGUCUGCAGUCAGGACAUUCUCGACGCAAAGGCUUUUGGCUUCCAGAAACAAGGACGAUUUUCCAAAAGAGGCGGCAUUCCAGCAACUAUUCAACGAAGCUGCCAACAGAUUCCUCCCUGCUUUUAACAGCCUGACCCCGGAGCUUAGCACGACGGCUACAAGGAAUGGCAAGGUGGUGACUGGGGAGUUGGAUUUCUACGUGAACUCCUCCCUUCAGUGGGCGGUUGAGCUGCUCAGAAAAGGGGAUGGUAUUGGAGAGCAUCUAGCACGUUCUGACAGAAACACUGGAAAGUACAGAGAUGUAGAGAUGAAACAGCAUCUUGUUGUAGACUUUCGUGGCCCUCUAACCGGCUCGGUACGAUAUGAGCCCAACCGCUGCACUUUUUAUUUUUCAGCCGACUUCCGCUCCUUCCAAUGCAAGAUGCGACACAACCCGUUAACUCCUUCCUUUGACUUGCCACCAUAAAGUGCAUUUGGUUGGUAACUGUUGAUUAUUUGACCAUGUUGACCCAAAUCUUUCACAAGAUGGUUGCUGACACCAUGGGGUGCUUCCAUGGUUGCUUGAUUGUUGAUGUUUGUUCUGCUUCUGUUUGAUUUUCUGUUCAUGUUUGUCCGCAGAAGAAGCCAUCAAAUCAUCACGGGCAUCCACACAGUGGGAUGUCGUCCCAAGAGAUGCCAUCCUUUUCGAGUUGUUCAAUGUGCUUUCUAGCUAGAGUUGGCUCGAGUUGUUGCCUUUGGCCGCCUGGGUGCCACUCGUUGCGUUGGCGUUGCACCGCAGACCAGACGAAGGGUUAGAGUCACCUUUUGCUUUUCAGGAAACAUCUCGAUUGGAGUA